Molecule: messenger RNA, 2820 nt
Organism: Lolium rigidum
Lineage: Eukaryota; Viridiplantae; Streptophyta; Magnoliopsida; Poales; Poaceae
Product: probable ubiquitin-conjugating enzyme E2 23
Exons: 5
Coding region: 1-2820 (939 amino acids)
Source: RefSeq, a predicted model, not a curated record
AUGGACGUCGUCGCCGUGGCAUCACCAAAUAUUUACUUGGACGACCUGGUGAGUUUUGGGCGCGGGAUCCUCCGCCAAGGGAUAGUUCACCAGGACGCCACGGUGAACAACUCUCUGCCCGUCGACACGUUCGAGAUCCUCCUCAUCGACAACUCUGUCGUCUAUAAGAAGGCAGGGGACAUCAGGGUGCUCGACAGGAGCCACCUGCACCUCGGGCAGGUGGUUGGGUCGGCGUCCGACAUUGCUGGCCAGAUCGGCGUCGUCACCGGCGUCACCACCCUUCUGGACCUGGCCGAGCGUGACAGCCGAGGCACGGCGACUGGGCUCAUCAGGGGUGUGUCCCCAUCCAACGUGCGGCGAGUGAGGUUCCUCAGCCUUGGUGACUUCGUCGUGUCUGGGCUGUGGCUCGGCCAGGUGGUCGAGGUGUCUGUCGAUGUCGACGUCCUUUUCGACGAUGGCGCUGUUUGCAGGGUUACCAAUGCAGACUUAAAGAUUCUACAGGAAGUGGAUGGCACCCGCAGCCUCAAAUAUCAGCGGCACCAAAUGAACUGCAACUUCUACCCAGGGCAGAGCGUCACCGGGCGAAACCGUCUUUCCCUCUUCAAAACGGCACGCUGGCUUAAUGGCUACUGGAAUCCCUGUCGCAACGUAGGCACCGUCCUCAAGGUGGAGACAUCCGGCGUUCUCGUCUACUGGAUUGCGUCGAUGCACUGUGGCAUGGACAAGGAGCUUGUUGAGGCAUCCGCUCCGCCAGCAUACCAGCACCCCGAUGAACUGACCUUCUUCUGCGCCGCGUCCAGUUGCAGCUGGGGGGUAGCUGACCAAUGCUUCUAUCGAGAACCUAGAUCGACCAAAACCGAUGAUGAUAAUCAGGACCAGGAGGAGGAGGAGGAGGAGGAAAAGGAUGACCCAUGCGCUGAAAACAAUCAGGACGUGAUUGAUGCUGACCAAGAUGCACCAAUGCCCACGCCCACAAAGCAGAAGGAUGUGAUUUUUUACGGGAAGCAGCUGAGGAAGGUCUUCUUUGAGGGGCACAGGCGGGAGCGACGCCCACAAGUCAGGAGGCAUGUGGAGGUGGAGUUUCCCAUGACUGUCGCCAGCACCAGCACCUCUGUUGACGUGCUAUGGCAGGACGGCACCCUGCAGCGUGGCAUACCUUCAGCGACCCUCGUCCCCUUUUAUAUGAUGAAUGAGCACGAGUUCUUCCCCGGACAACACGUCGUCGAAAACAAUACUGCCGGUGAUACUAAUGGAAACGACGAUGACACAACAAGACGUGUGGGCGUCGUCAGGAGCGUGGACUGCAAGGACCAGACGGUUUGCGUUUCAUGGUUCAAGGCGGGGAUGUGCCCUGACGAGGCUAGGGAGGUCGAGUGCAUUGAUACCAUGAGCGCAUAUGAUCUCAAACUGAACCACUCACCUCACUACGGAGAUAUUGUUGUCCGCCUUCUACAGUCAGACUCAACGGACGAUGGUGGUAGUGCGGCAUUAGAUGGCCAAAAGAAGAAGAAUGCGGAUGAUGCUGACCUUUCGUGGGUUGGGCAUGUUGUUGACCUUCCUGAUGGACACGUCCAAGUCAAGUGGGGUGAUGGCAGUAUGUCAAUGGUAAUGCCACACGAGGUCGUUGCCGUCACCGAGGAGAACUACAUAGAUCUACGGACUGAAAUGGGUGAUUGGGUGGAGGACGACGAUAUGGAUGAUGCACCUGAAGAGGCUGCCAACACGGACAAUAAUGAUCCGCACAAGCCAACAAACUAUUGCGGUGUUGAAAAUGAGGACCUAGCUGCGAUGACAACAAACCUUUUCGGUUUUGCAAUCCGGUCUUUCCUCCAAUUCACCAGCGACCUGGUGGCUCGUGGUAAGGGAUACCUGAUCAAUCACCAACCGCCGCCGUCAUCCUUGCUACCAAGCUCAGAGGUACCUGGUGGUGAAGCAAUGGAGAACAUCGUUGUUGAAUGUGACGAAAUGUUCAGCUUCCCACGUUUCGAUGUAUUGCAGAUCACCCCCCAGGAUCACCAUUACCUUGACGACGCAAACCAGGGCGGUAGUCGUGGGAAGAACUGGGCCAAGGUAGUGCAAAAGGAAUGGAAAAAUCUAGAGAACGACUUACCAGAAACCAUCUACACACGAGUGUUCGAAGACCGCAUGGACCUGCUCCGGGUGGUAAUGGUGGGUGCGAGCGGGACACCGUACCAUCACGGACUCUUCUUCUUUGACUUGCAGAUACCAUCCUCCUACCCGACUGAGCCACCCCAAGUGUAUUACCACUCCUACGGUCUACGCCUCAAUCCAAACCUCUACGAGUCUGGUACCGUGUGCCUCAGUCUACUAAAUACGUUCGAUGGUGAGGGCACCGAGCUCUGGUCGUCGGUGACAUCAAGCCUCCUCCAAGUUGUUGUCUCCAUCCAAGGCCUCGUCCUCAACGACCAACCAUACUACAACGAGGCCGGAUAUGAGACCCUAGUCGGCAAACCAGAGGGUCGUCGCAAUGCGCUGCCCUACAGUGAGAAUGCUUACCUUCUCAGCCUUCGGACCAUGCUCCAUGUGUUGCGCCGGCCGCCUCGGGGAUUUGAGGAAUUCGUUAAGGACCACUUCCGCCGGCAUGGAAGGUUUGUGCUCAUGACAUGUGAUGCGGCCCUGCAAGGAUGCGUCGUCGGUGAUGCCCAUGCCACCGAAGCGACUAAGGAACAGCCAUGCUCGGCCGGGUUAAAGCUUGCGCUCGCCAACAUGUUGCCUAUCCUCGUGGCAGCUUUCACAGAGAUCGGCGCCCAGGGGUGCGAAGAGUUUCAGAAGGCAUAUGCUCUCAGCACCGCUCACUAG